AUGGUCACCGGGCUCUUCAGUGAAACAGGGGCCCUCUCCAUCAAAGGUAAACUCCCAUCCCACACAAACAAGUUACACAUAGAAACAGAGUUAGAGCCCAUUACAGAGGAAGAGAAGGAGAUGGCAGCCGAACUUGAAGCCAUGAUGAACGGCUUUAUAAGUGAGGACACUGAGAGCAACUCAGGAGCACUGGACUCUCCAGCAACACCGGGGUCCUCCAGAUCACACGGGCCUUCUCCAAGGAAAAACUUUUAUUCUCCUCGGAAUAAUCCUUACUCCCGAUCGGAGAGCCCUCUGGAGGUGGCAAAACAGGCCAACGGUGCAAGAAACUCACCUAAAGCCAGUCCCCCUCCGCCCUCUGCAUCACAGAUCCAAGAAACGUCGAUGUCGUCGGACUAUUUGACAGACACCGACGAGGACGCGAUGGCAGAACAAAUUGAAGCCAUGUUGGACGGCCGUGUUAGUAUGGGCACUGGUAAUGAAGUUCCACCAACAUCUCCUGUGGACUUCCAGAUGCCAUCAGCGUUGCAACACCAAAUUGCUGAAUACUACAGGGCUCAGAAUUCAACUGAAAAUUCUGCCCUGGAAAACACCACACGGUCCCCAGUCUCCCCGGUGAUAUCAGGCCCAUCUUCACAAGUUGGACCUGCCCCAAGGAGAAACUUUUAUGCUCCUCGGAACAGUCCACCGUACUCCAGACCAGCUGCACCAACAGUAGCAUUGCCUACAGCUCGUCACGUUGAGCCACCAACACUGAUGGUCCAGUCCAGUCCUCCAGAGAGAGUCGUACUGUCUAACACAGGGAACAGUCAACCAACCUGGAGCCAGUACCAGCAAGUGCCUGGACCAUCUGCACACACGGCAAAUCCACAAAUGCCAUGUGCAAUUGUCAGACCCUCAAAUCUUUGUCCAGUUAUAAUCAAUGGGAGAAAAAUGUUCCAGAUAACCGGACCAAUAGGAACUGCCAAUAAUACAGCCCAAGCAGCAGUCAAUCGAGACAAGAAGCCUUACAUCAAAAAACCUCCUAACGCCUUCAUGUUGUACAAGGCUGAGCAGAGGGAGCUUAUUAUGCAACAAUUUAAUAUCACUAAUUCGGCGGAGGUGAACAGAAUUGCCGGGGCGAGAUGGACAACGCUCUCAGACAAUGAACAAGCCCCAUAUUUCGAGCAGGCAAGAGUGGCUAAGAGGGAGCACGAGGCCAAGUUCCCAGGGUGGUCCCCCAUUGAUAACUUUGGGCGGAGGAAACGGAAAAGCAACACAACAUCACCUGCAGCUUAUACCCACCCCACAGCUCCAGCAGGUCCCGCUCAGCCUUUAUGGAACUACCGUGCGAUGAUGGUACCACCGGGUUAUAAUGGAACAGUCCCACAAAUGACUGGAUAUACCAGCCCAACAACAGUUCCCACAGCUCCCUUUCAGACCAUGUACUACAACCCAGAAAUGAUGGUGGGUCCAACCUACCAGCCAACAAACAUUAAAUAA
Messenger RNA from Boleophthalmus pectinirostris (great blue-spotted mudskipper), 1482 nucleotides. RefSeq names its product transcription factor 7-like 2. Gene Ontology annotation, cellular component: beta-catenin-TCF complex. The transcript has 3 exons. Bases 1 to 1482 code for a protein of 493 amino acids. Gene Ontology annotation, biological process: canonical Wnt signaling pathway; regulation of transcription by RNA polymerase II. Gene Ontology annotation, molecular function: RNA polymerase II cis-regulatory region sequence-specific DNA binding; DNA-binding transcription factor activity, RNA polymerase II-specific. NCBI's taxonomy places the organism in Eukaryota, Metazoa, Chordata, Actinopteri, Gobiiformes, Gobiidae. The record is from RefSeq and is a predicted model, not a curated record.